Messenger RNA from Neurospora crassa OR74A, 3877 nucleotides. RefSeq names its product pathway-specific nitrogen regulator. The coding region runs from base 1 to 3603 and encodes 1200 amino acids. Gene Ontology annotation, molecular function: DNA binding; zinc ion binding; DNA-binding transcription factor activity, RNA polymerase II-specific. NCBI's taxonomy places the organism in Eukaryota, Fungi, Ascomycota, Sordariomycetes, Sordariales, Sordariaceae. Gene Ontology annotation, biological process: DNA-templated transcription; regulation of DNA-templated transcription. The transcript is spliced from 2 exons. The record is from RefSeq and is a predicted model, not a curated record.
AUGACCCUGAUGACCGCACCCCUGCCGCCUCCCAAGCAGAUACGCUUUGUAAACAACCAAGGCCAACCUCCUUCCAAGAGGCGGAGGAUCAACGCAGCAUGCUUGACAUGCCGCAAGAGGAAAACCCGAUGUGCCGGUGAGAAACCGGUCUGUUCGACCUGCACCAAGAACGGGCACCAGUGUCAAGGUUACAACGAUCUGGUCGAGCGAAGGAAGGAGGACAACCGGGGCAACGGCCUGACAAAAGGUGAUCACGACCAAGUUGCCGGGGUGAAAAGGGAGGCGGAUGAUGAUGAUGAUGAUGAUGAACAUUCCGAUGACAACGAGGAGGAGGAAGCGGAAGAACCUCACCGACAAUGGAAGAGCAAGACGGCCCCAGCGAGCAAAACGGCCGGCUUUGCCGUUGUGGAUAGAGAUGCUUCCAUGAGGCGUGAUUCCAUCCCAAACCACAGUUAUUCAGGCACCCGGCCGCGGGGACUUAGCAAUGACUGGGGUCAGGAUUCAAGGUCACCCAGCUCUACGAGAACGGCGAGACAGUCCAACUCCAACGGCAUUCGGUCACCGACACAGCACCACAGCCAUUCCGUACGGAGAAGAGAUCGUAUACCGUAUUUUCGCUAUUUCGGUCCCACGGCGAUUGUCCCCGGGUUCAAGCAAAACCUGCCCAAAGAACCCUCGUUUAGGGACCCACGGUUCAUGAGAACCGGCUCGUCAGUCGCAACAACACCAACGCCGUCACAUCACAUACAGCCUAGAAUGAUCCAGGAAACCCUUAAGGACAUUCCCACCCUGGAGGACAUGCCAGUAUACUCCACCGACGACUCCAAGCCGGUGCCCGAAAUCAUCAAGGUCUUGGUCAAGACCUUCUUUAUUCGUCUGGGUUGCAACUACCCCUUCUUAAAGGAGGAACGUUUCAUGCGCCAACUCGAGGAGAAGCAGGUGGAGCCCAUCUUGGUCGAUGCCAUGUGUGCGUUGGCUGCCCGAUUCUCUGAGCUUCCUACCUUCACCAAUGAGCAGGACGGCAGCAGAGUUCCCAAGUCCGAGUAUGGUGACGUCUUUGCUCAACGAGUCAAGAACGCCACCGUUGAAACGUUUUCCUGUCCGUCAGUCGCGGCUGUUCAGGCCUUUCUGCUCAUGGCAUACGAGGCUUUUGGCGCAAACCAGGACAGUGCCCUUUGGAUGUAUUUGGGCCUUGCCAUCCGCAUGGCUACUGACCUAGGUCUUCAGAAGAAGGAGGGUGUCAAAUAUCAAGGGUCUCGUGAUCCAUGGUUCACCAGGAGGUGGCUAAGUAAGUAUAAUGACGACGGAAACUCGCCCACGGACAAGCAAGAAGAGGAGGAAACAAUCAGCCCCGAAGAGCAAAAGGAAGUGGAGCAGGCACGUAUCGAUACGUUCUGGGCAGUCUUUAUGCUGGACAGAAUCAUCUCAUCCGGCACAGGUAGGCCAGUCACUUUGCGAGAUGAUGACAUGGAUUUGGAAAUUCCCGAACCCACUCUUGAUCAAGAGGGUUGGCCAGAUCCCUUCCCGGCGUGCAUCAAGAUCAUCCAUCUUUACGGUCGCGCGUCCGAUGUCCUCAACAACAUCCGGGAUGCGAAUGAUCUCACGGAGGAAAGCAUGAAGAAGCUGCGGCAAAUGGAAAGCGACUUGACGAUAAUCUACUCGAAACAACACGAGCGGCUGGUAUUCAAUACCCACAACUUCAAGCACUACGUCGAGGCUGGCCAGGGAACCAUUUUCAUACUACUUCAUUUCUGGUUCCAUGCCAUGAUCAUUAUCCUCCAUGAACCAGCACUACUCACGCCGUUCGGUAAGCUCACCAACAUUCAGCUGUUGUCCAACAGUCGUGAGCUGGCCAGAUCGAGCGCAAAGACCAUUGCGGAUAUCGUUGCCUUUGCCGAACUCAUUGAUCAUCAGAGCUACAUUGGCAAUCCUUUCACGUCCCAGCCCAUCUUCAUCGCCGGAUGCGCCUUCCUCAAAGAGUCUGCAUUGAGUGCUUCAAGCCCACCAUCACGGGAGCAAUCCCCAGGAGCGAACAACAACAAGAGUACCGGCUCGAAAACACAUGGCGGACGUUUGAGCAUACCGACCGACAAUAGACCGCGACACUCCUUACUCACUUCGGCCGCGGCUGCGAACUACUCGCGCUGCUCUCAGGCACUUGCACGCGUUGAGCAGUACUGGGCAGGAGUUGGGUACAUCCUCAACGCCAUGGAACAGAGAUCACAGGGCAUUGAGGACUGUGAGACAUUUGCACCGGGCGAGCUCGAGCGUAUGCUUGCUCGAACCCGCCAGGCCUCAGUGCAGCGGUUGAUGGGGUUCGAGAAUCCGAUCCCACCUUCGCCAGGUGUGCCGCCUAUUGCCUUUUCGCUUACUGGCACAACGAACUCACCCAACUCGAACCUCACGAGACUGUAUACAAACACGUCCGGUACGACAAGCUCGCCCAGCUCGAAUCUCACGAGAAUCUAUACAAACACGGCCAACCCCACCAUGUCCAACAAUUUCAUGUUAGUUCCUUCUAUGUCAUCAGUCGCUUCGCCUCUUCCACCUACAUCACAGCCUACCACAGCCGCAACGCCACCAGGAAACAUGAUCUAUGAUCCGAUCCGGCAGGACACACCAACGGUGGUGUUCCAUCCGCCACCGCAUCCGCAACCCAAUGUUCCGGCAGCAAGGUAUCAGGGCCGUUCAUCUUCGUUCAGCCAUCUUCGCGAUAGACGUUCCACUUCCACUUUAAGCAGGGGAACAUCCCUCAAGUACGAAACACCCGGCUCGGAUGACAUGACGGUGGGAUCAGACAGUCCCACCAUAAGCGAAUCAAACUUUAACGCCUAUGGGAAGAGCCUCAGCCCAGCCUUGCCACCGCUCGCACCCCCGCCUCAUCGCCACUCGUACCUGAACAGUCCAUCAACGCAACAUGCAAGCACUCCAUUUGAUAACACUCUAUUAUCUCCCCCAUCGGGACCCUUGACAGAUCCAGGAGGGCUGCACCAUCAGAAUCAGAAUCAACAACAGCAACAUCACGGACACAGCGGUCACAACAGUUCCCCUUCCUACCAAACCCAGGGCCAGACUCAUUACCCACAGCAGCAGCAGCAGCAGCAACAGCACCACAACAACACCAACAACAAUAACAACUCGUAUGAUAACAGCAACCACAACAGUACUACCAACAACAAUGACUAUUAUCACCAAGCAACCUCACGCCCCAGUCCUAACCCCGGACUCGGUGUAGUCGAUCCCUUCAACCAGAACACCUUCUCGACAGGUCUUUACUCUGCUUUUACGCCCGACUUUAUGUUUGAGUGCAACGAGAUCAACCUCCACAACUUGCCGGAUGCGUUGGGCCUGGACGCCAUCGGGGACAGUCAUAUGAUGGAGUCGUUAUCUAAUUUUGACGCGUAUGCUUGGUAUGGGUUAUUUGAUGAGACGUUUAUUACCGGCGGUAGUGGUGGUGAUGGUGGGAAUGGGAAUGGGUCAAGCAGUCACAGCAGAGGAAACGAUGACGAUGGCGGAGGAAGGCGGGGAGGUGAUCAGGGUGGAGGAGGACGGAACGGACAAGGAGGAGGUGAUGGACGAGGUCAUCAAAGACAGGGACACUGACAGAUGUCGAUGAUGACGAUGAUGGACAGAGGGUGGUGGUAAACAUGAUGGAUGGUGGGAGGCAGUUGUGAGUAAUUUGUCAAUCAGGGAGGCAGGUUGGCAGGAUGGCAAGGCUGAUUGGGAAAUGCGCCAGUAACACAAUGAACUGGAUUGGGUGGCUCGGUGGUUGAUGAUUAAUGAUAAACACGCACACAGAAUUAAUACUAGUUUUGGAUAGCGCUGGAAAAUAUCAGGAGGCAAAGUAGGAUAAGUUGGGUGUUGGGUGCAGUGGGCG